This is a messenger RNA of Trichosurus vulpecula (common brushtail), 3783 nucleotides long. It is a transcript of the gene DIS3L2, whose product is annotated as DIS3 like 3'-5' exoribonuclease 2. The coding region runs from base 16 to 3411 and encodes 1131 amino acids. Gene Ontology annotation, biological process: miRNA catabolic process. The transcript is spliced from 21 exons. The record is from RefSeq and is a predicted model, not a curated record. Gene Ontology annotation, cellular component: exosome (RNase complex); P-body. NCBI's taxonomy places the organism in Eukaryota, Metazoa, Chordata, Mammalia, Diprotodontia, Phalangeridae. Gene Ontology annotation, molecular function: RNA binding; 3'-5'-RNA exonuclease activity.
CAUAAUCCUUGGAGUAUGGAUCAUCUGGGAUAUAUCCGAAGUGGAAUGAGAAAUAGCACCAACAAGCCUGGUGGCCCCCAGAAGAAUGCCUAUGCCCGGCUGGUCCAGCAGCACCGCAGUGGCCGCUUCCGCUCCUAUUUGAAUCACGUUGCUCAGAAGAUGCAGUCUGAGGAGGUGGGCUUGACUGAUGCUGGUUCAGAUGCAGACUUGCCUUUGAAAAGGGGCAUGAUGCGAGAGGCUGUAACGAGAAAUGGCUUGAACACACAUGCUCCUUCGCCAAGUAAAGCUGCACCGUCGGAAAACCCCGAAUGUAUGGGCAGGGAGAUGCUUCCUGCUGAUGGUCCUGAAGCCUCCAGAAAAGCCCCAGCUUUGCCUUGUCCAGAAGUGCACCAGUUGGGCACGGGAGAGCUGGAAGAGACCUGUGGUACCUGUCCUGGAGAGGGUGGCUCAGAGGUGGAGAGCCUGAGCCGGGCUUUGAGCAGCUGUGGGUUAGUGCGAAGCCCAAGGCCAGGCCGUGCUAUCCAGAAGGCUGGAGCCUCUCAAGGGAAGGCCAUGCCCGAGAUGGGACAUAAACUACAGAAAAGCAAAUGUGCCGUGAAUGUGGAAGGGCUGAGGGAAGUCUCUGCGGCAGGGCAGCAGCCCCGCUCGGACUCACAUUUACUGAAUUCUGAGAAACCUGGGCCUCUUCCUUCUGAUCAGCUGCCAGGGAGUCGGGCUCGAAAGGCCUCUGAGCCAAGUAGCAGUACUCCUUCCAGCCUGGGGAAGAAGAGGCACCUCUUGGAGUCUGAAGCUAUGAGCCAUUUGGACUGCAAGAUCCACCCAAAGCAGCUGGGAACUCUGAAAGGUGUGUCCCAUGCAGUUGGCUGCUCUGGAGCUGGGUCGUUGCCAGGUGACAAAAAGAUGCCAAGCAAACACUCACAAGGGAAGAAAAGGAAUAUAUUUGAGGCCUACAUGUCUAAGGAGAGUGUCUCGGCUGGCUUGAAGAGAGGGACUCUUAUUCAGGGUGUGUUGAGGAUAAAUCCGAAGAAGUAUCAUGAGGCUUUUAUUCCUUCCCCGGAUGGGACCAGAGACAUCUUUAUUGAUGGAGUUGUUGCCCGGAACAGAGCUUUGAAUGGUGACGUGGUGGUCGUGGAACUGCUGCCCAGGGAUCGGUGGAAGGUAAUUAAGACAGAAGACGGUGAUAAAGGAGCUGAUGUUGUGCCUGAGUCUGAUGUCUCUGAGGAGCUGUUGGAGACUCCCCCCGCACAGCUUGGGAGGAGGCGUGCUGGUCACAGCCCUGAUGUCAUCCUGGAAGCUCAGCUGAAUGACAGCGAGACUGAGGAUGGGCAGGAGCAUGGGCCAGGCGUGCCGGCUGAUGGUGCCCGGGAGAAAGGAAAUGAGAACGCUGACGCACAGAGCGCACCCCCGGGAAACCUCCCCAAGCCUCCAGACCCGAGACUUUGCCCCGACAGUUUGCUGCAAAGAUCUGCCAAGGUGGUUUAUAUCCUGGAGAAGAAGCAUUCUCGGGCAGCCACUGGAUUCAUCAAGCUCCUGGCUGAUAAGAACAGUGAGCUGUUCAGGAAAUGUGCCUUGUUUUCACCCUCUGAUCACCGAGUCCCUAGAGUUUAUGUGCCCCUCACUGACUGCCCUGUGGACUUUGUGACGCGGCCCAAUGACUAUGCCCGAACACUCUUUGUCUGCAGGAUUGUGGCCUGGGAGGAGCACAGCCACUUUGCAGUGGGGCAUCUGGCUAAGAGCCUGGGCCAGGCUGGUGAGAUCGAACCCGAAACAGAGGGCAUCUUGAUGGAGUACGGGGUGGAUUUCUCUGAUUUCUCCCCAGAGGUUCUGGAAUGCCUCCCCCAGUGCCUGCCUUGGGCUAUCCCACCUGCAGAGUUCACCAAGAGAAGAGAUUUAAGGAAAGAUUGUGUCUUCACCAUCGACCCUUCCACAGCUCGAGAUCUGGAUGAUGCGCUCUCCUGCAAGCCCCUUCCUGAUGGGAACUUUGAAGUGGGAGUUCACAUCGCAGAUGUCAGUUACUUUGUUCCAGAAGGAUCUGCUCUGGAUGAAGUGGCCAGUGAGAGGGCCACAAGUGUCUACCUGGUGCAGAAGGUCGUCCCUAUGCUCCCCAGACUGCUUUGUGAGGAGCUGUGCAGCCUCAACCCCAUGACUGACAAGCUCACCUUCUCUGUCAUCUGGAAGCUGACCCCAGAAGGCAAGAUCCUUGAUGAGUGGUUUGGUAGGACCAUCAUCUGCUCCUGUACAAAACUGAGUUAUGAUCAUGCCCAAAGCAUGAUUGAACACCCUGACAGGAAAUUCCGGGAGGACGAGCUGCCCCCUAUGUCUGUAGGGCACCCCAUUGAGCAGAUCCACCAGGCCAUCUUGAAUCUUCAUGGGAUUGCCAAACAGCUGCGUCGGCAGCGCUUUGCGGAUGGAGCGCUUCGUCUGGAUCAGCUAAAGCUCGCUUUCACUCUGGACCAGGAUACCGGAAUGCCUCAAGGAUGUCACAUCUAUGAAUACAAGGACAGCAACAAGCUGGUGGAGGAAUUCAUGCUGUUGGCCAACAUGGCCGUGGCUCAUCAGAUCUACCGCUCAUUCCCUGAGCAGGCCCUCCUGCGCCGCCAUCCGCCGCCCCAGAGCAAGCUCCUGAGUGACCUCGAGGAACUCUGUGACCAACUGGGGCUAGCCAUUGACUUCAGCUCAGCAGGAGCCCUUCAUAAAAGUCUGACAGAGAUGUUCGGUGAUGACAUGUAUUCUUUGGCUUGGAAGGAAGUGCUUACCAACAUGUGCUCGAGGCCUAUGCAGAUGGCCGUGUACUUCUGCACGGGUGCUCUGCGGGAUGAAGCUCAGUUCCGACACUAUGCCCUCAACGUGCCCCUCUACACCCACUUCACCUCGCCCAUCCGCCGCUUUGCUGACGUCCUGGUGCACCGGCUUCUUGCAGCCUCGCUCGGUUCCAGAGAGCCUCUGAGCCUGGAUGCAGAUGCCCUCCAGAAACAGGCUGACCACUGCAAUGACCGACGGAUGGCCUCCAAACGGGUGCAGGAGCUCAGCACCAACCUCUUCUUUGCGGUCAUGGUUAGGGAGAGCGGCCCCCUGGAGUCAGAGGCCAUGGUGAUGGGAGUCCUGAACAAGGCCUUUGACGUGCUGGUGUUACGCUUUGGAGUGCAGAAGCGUGUCUACUGUAAUGCACUGCCACUACAGGAUUACCACUUUAGGAAGGUGGGCAAGAAACCAGAGCUAACCCUGGUCUGGGAGCCUGGGAACCCCCAGCAGAAGGCGGUGCACCAGGUGAUCUCCAUCUUCAGCCUGGUGGAGGUUAUUCUGGAGACUGAGGAUGAUACCCUCAAGUAUAGUGCUGUCCUCAAGAGGCCGGAGGCAGUGGCAGCAGCAAAGCGAGCGCCGGAGGAUGGGCCUGAGGAUCGAGAUGGAUGAGUGCCCAGCAUGGUGACCCAGCACUACCUCCCCUCUGCCCGGCCAACUCAGCUGAGCUGGACGGACGGGACCUCUCCAAGCCAGAGGGGAUUUUAAGUUUGUUUAAAGUUUAAGUCGAACAAUUUGGGAGUUUUGUUGGAGUUUAAUUUUAACAUGAACUGCAGGUGAAGAGAAGGGGGUGGGGACUGAACUGAGAUACUGGGAGAGUGGCAGGAGAGGAGGGGAUCAGGUGCCACCACACCUGCAGGGAAUGCCCCCUGCUCUUGGCCUCCCCCAGGUGAGACCCCUCUGUGGCAGUGCGGCUGCCUGGCCCAGCCGGCUUGGGGCUCUCUUGGUAAAUCCACAUCAUGGAAUAAAUUGAAUGAGAAGGGA